This is a messenger RNA of Melospiza georgiana, 1849 nucleotides long. It is a transcript of the gene SAP30BP, whose product is annotated as SAP30 binding protein. The transcript is spliced from 11 exons. Gene Ontology annotation, cellular component: nucleus. Bases 13 to 948 code for a protein of 311 amino acids. Gene Ontology annotation, biological process: regulation of DNA-templated transcription. Lineage: Eukaryota; Metazoa; Chordata; Aves; Passeriformes; Passerellidae. The record is from RefSeq and is a predicted model, not a curated record.
CCGGGGCGGAAGAUGGCGGCGGCGAAGCGCAGCGUUCUCUCCUCGCUGGCCGUUUACGCCGAGGACUCGGACCCGGAGUCGGACAGCGAGGCCGGCACGGCGGGGAGCGAUGGGGGAGCGCCCACGGGAGAGAAAGGAGGCCUGGUGUCAGUUGGGUACGGAGAAGAUGACUUUACCCGGCUGGAGGGGGACGAGGAAGGGUACGAGGAGGAGGACGAUGAGAACAGCAGGCAGUCAGAAGAUGACGAUUCAGAGACUGAAAAACCUGAGGCUGGUGACCUAAAGGAAUUCUCAGAAGUGGAGAAAAGAGAUCCUCAGGAGCUAGUUGCUUCUUUUUCAGAGAGAGUGAGGAACAUGUCUCCAGAUGAGAUCAAAAUCCCUCCUGAGCCUCCUGGCAGAUGUUCUAACCAAUUGCAGGAUAAAAUUCAAAAGCUGUAUGAGAGGAAAGUGAAAGAGGGAAUGGACAUGAACUACAUCAUCCAGAGGAAAAAGGAAUUUCGCAAUCCCAGCAUCUAUGAAAAGCUGAUCCAGUUUUGUUCCAUUGAUGAACUUGGUACAAAUUAUCCAAAGGACAUGUUUGAUCCUCAUGGCUGGUCAGAGGAUUCAUAUUACGAGGCACUAGCUAAAGCCCAGAAGAUCGAGAUGGACAAACUGGAGAAGGCCAAGAAGGAGCGCACAAAGAUUGAGUUUGUGACUGGCACUAAAAAGGGCACAACAACAAGUGCUGCUUCCACAACCACCACAACAUCCAGCACCACUGUGGGAGAUGCCCAGAAGAGGAAGAGCAAGUGGGACUCUGCCAUCCCCGUGACAACGAUAGCUCAGCCCACCAUCCUCACCACCACUGCCACCCUGCCAGGGGUUGUCACAGUGACCACCAGUGCCAGUGGCUCCAAAACCACGGUGAUCUCAGCUGUGGGCACCAUUGUAAAAAAGGCCAAGCAGUGACUGCUGUGCUGGGCCUGGAGUCUUGGACUUGUCACUGAAUCCACUGAGGGGUGGAUUUCUCCUUUGGUAAAAGAUGACAAGAUUCUUUGAAGCAGCUCACAGUUCCCCUUUGGAAGGCUGGGGGCAGAGCAGGAUGCCAGCUGUGUGCCCACAGGAAUGGACCUGUGCCCACCAUGCCUCUGCCUUUGCUUGCUGGGGGAAGACCCAGGCUGCCUGUGUUGUGCUGGAGGAAGGUGGCAUCUGGAGUCAGCUUGUAAAAGUUUGCUUAUUAAUUGCUGCAUUGAGGUCUUACCUACCUGCAAGUUUGUUUUAGGGGGGAAAAAAGAAAAUAAAUGAAAAGGGCAAGCAGUGAAAGACUGUCAGUGUUACCCCUGUGUGUGCAGGGUGGUGCUCCAGGGCUGCCUGCAGCCUGUGUAGGUGCCUCCCUCCAGAGCCAGCUCAGCUCUGAGGGAGUUGAAGCAGAGAAAACCACUCAGUGUCCACGUCCAGAUGUGUAGCAGAGACUUGAAGCAAACUCCAUCAGUGAGUGUAGGCUCACUCCUUGUUCCAGCACUGACACCUGUACCCUGUGCUCUCUGUGUAGAUCUUUGUGACCACGUGUGAAACUGUGGAACUCUUGAGGAAACUGUGCUGGGACAUCCUGUUACCAUCUCACAGGGAUGGAGAUUUCUAUGCAGAACCCUCAAGCUGUAGAGGUUUGAUUUGUGAGCUCAGACCUGUGCAGAAACACUUCCAUUGCCACGGAGUGAGGUUGGACAGAAGCAGAGCAGAGUGUCUGACCCUGUUUGUGACAUUGUCCAUCUUUGUUUUAGCUCGUGAUGUUCUGUGAAUGCACACAUGGCAGUUACUGCUUGCUCCACUGUUGUGAAAAAGUAUUUUCAGUUGAAAAUUUUGUUGAAUA